Penicillium cinerascens is the source of this 1062-nucleotide messenger RNA. Its product is annotated as DUF3712 domain-containing protein. The record is from RefSeq and is a predicted model, not a curated record. The transcript has 4 exons. Gene Ontology annotation, cellular component: fungal-type vacuole membrane. NCBI's taxonomy places the organism in Eukaryota, Fungi, Ascomycota, Eurotiomycetes, Eurotiales, Aspergillaceae. Bases 1 to 1062 code for a protein of 353 amino acids.
AUGUCUAAGUCCGACCUGGAGAAUAGCUCGGAUUCCGAUGCGCCUUCGAAUGCGAAUGCCGUGGCUGCGGCUAAACCGACAGUAUGGCAGCGGUUCAAGGCAAGCUUGAAGAGAUGGUGGUGGUGUUACGUGAUCGGAGUCAGCAUCGUCGUCUUAGUGGUGGUUCUUCCAAUCGUCUACGUGGGCAUCCCCCACAUCGCCAACUCCUACAUCAACAAAUACCAAUUCGACUACGAGGGUCUAGCUAUCACAAAUCCUCGCCCGACUGCAUUCCACAUCAAGCAAUCCACGAAGCUCAAAAUAGGCGGCGGAUUCAGCGGCAGCGGCACAUUGACACCCUUCAAUGCAAGCUGUAAAGUCCAAUCCAGCGACGAAGAAUUUGCUGUCUUCACCAUGCCGACGAUCGAUUUCGGCAAAGGCGCAAACUUGGACAUCGAUCAAGAUCUAGAAUUGUCAUGCGUUGAUUGCAUGUCGCAGUUGGCCGUUGAAGCGGUGACGAAUCAUAGCUUUGGGGUUUUAAUAACGGGGACGCCGUAUUUGAAGUAUGAGGCUUUGCCAACUGCUCAUUUGAAUAUUCAUAUGCUGAUGCAUAUGAACGGAUAUAAUUUUACUGGCGAGUUUACCGAAGAGGUGUAUUUCUUGAACGAGAACGGUGCCUUUAAUGUGACGAGCGUUGACUUGCUGGAUCCGCCCGUCGACGGAUUCAAUGUGAAUGCCACGAUGACCAUUCGCAACCCGACACCCUUCAUCAUUGAGAUGGGCCAUAUCACCUUCAACCUUAGCAUGGGAGGCUCGGAUCUGGGUUACAUUGACCUUCCCAACCUGAUGCUUCAGCAGGACGUGUCCAGCUCCGUGGUCCUCGGAAACCUCGACAUAUCGAUGCUCGUCCAUGAGGCUCUUUUCGGUGACGGGGAACUUGGAGAGGUCACCAUUGACGUGAAGGGUCACAGCUGUGACUACAACGGACUGGAAAUCCCCUACUUUGCAGCAGCCAUCAAGGCUAUCCAAGCAUCGACCACCCUCGACCUGUUGAACUACGCCUCAAGCCUGCAGAAUUUCUAG